AUGGCUGAGGCGCUCGCUGCACUUUGCAUCGCGUGCAACGUUCUUGCUGUGGUCGACUUCACCUGGACGUUGCUCACAGAAGCGCGCGAGAUCUACAAGGCAGACAAUGGUGCAAGUGAGAAUGUCAACUUCCUCGAAACCAUCGUCAAUGACAUCAAAGACCGCGACGAUCGCUCCGCUGACGCCUACACCAACAAUCAAAACCUGAAGAAACUAGUCGAAGAGAGUAGGGUAAUUACAAGUCAACUCUCCGCAGCUCUGAUGAGCAUGAAAAGCGAAGGCCGCCGCUCAAAAUGGAAAGGCUUCAAGGCAGCCUUGAAAGAAGUUUGGGGCGAUGGUCAAGUCAAAGGCCUGGCAGAGAAAGUUGGGAACUUACAAAGUCAAAUCGCGAGACAUGUGUUAAUGUCCAUAAGCGAUAAAGUAAGACAGACAGGCAGCGACGACAAGGCACUCUCAACCGCGAUAGAAGGACCCUCAGGCUGGUAA
Messenger RNA from Pestalotiopsis fici W106-1, 486 nucleotides. RefSeq lists its product as uncharacterized. The coding region runs from base 1 to 486 and encodes 161 amino acids. The record is from RefSeq and is a predicted model, not a curated record. The transcript is spliced from 2 exons. Lineage: Eukaryota; Fungi; Ascomycota; Sordariomycetes; Amphisphaeriales; Sporocadaceae.